UCGGGAUAACCAAGCUGAGUAAUCUCUCUCCAGGUUCGUUUAGAAGGAAGAAGUUAUUACGCAGGCGGGCGGCGGCAAGUGUUGCCUGAACGGCGAUUUGAUUCAGCAGUUGAUUCUCUUCUUGUGUUUAUUCGGUGACUGGUCAACUGGGUUUUGAAGGAAAUGGUUGGUAUUAUAUGAGAUUAGAAAUUCGAAUCCCUAAAGAUAAAAUGAAUCACCAAAGAUGGUAUAACAGCAGACAAGGAACGAAUCCGGGAGAUACACUGCCGGAAAAGGUGGAUGAGACAAGUCUUGAGGAUCUUGUAGAAGACUUUUAUCUGCCAAUUAAUCACAGGCCUACUGAAAAUGUUGAUCUAGAUAAUGUAGAACAAGCUUCAUUGGAUACACAAUUGUCAUCUUCUAACAUUGGAUUUAGGCUUCUUCAAAAGAUGGGUUGGAAAGGAAAAGGUCUUGGGAAGGAUGAACAAGGAAUAACUGAGCCAAUAAGGUCUGGUAUGCGAGAUGCAAAACUGGGAGUUGGCAAACAGGAAGAGGAUGAUUUUUAUACUGCUGAAGAAAAUAUCCAAAGGAAGAAACUUGACGUGGAGUUAGAGGAGACGGAGGAGAUUGCUAAGAAACGAGAGGUUAUAGCAGAGCGAGUGCAGAAAAUUGAGACUGAAGUUCAAGACAUCCGUAAAGUGUUCUUUUGUCAGCUCUGCAACAAGCAGUACAAAUUUGCUGUGGAGUUUGAAGCUCACCUGAGCUCGUACGAUCACAAUCAUAAGAAGCGAUUCAAAGAGAUGAGAGAAAUGCAUGGAGCUAGCAGCCGUGAUGACAGGCAGAAAAGAGAACAACAACGUCAGGAGAAGGAGAUGGCGAAAUUUACUCAGAUGGCUGACGCCCGUAAGCAGCAGCAAAACGACAACAAGACAGAUAAUAAUAGUCCUUCAAUUACUGCUGCUGGAAAUCUUGCUACUGCAGUUGCAGAUCAAGAUCAACGCAAGACAUUGAAGUUUGGAUUUUCCUCAAAAAUUGCUCCAACAAAGAUGUCAAACAGUAGCUCGAUAAAGAAGAAGGCAAAGAUUCCAAUAGCUUCAGUUUUCGGGAAUGAUAGUGACGAAGAUCAGUGAAGUAUGUUUGUUGGGUUGAACCAGAAUUUGUUUAAGUUUGUAAACUAUUACUGUUUUUAUGUCUCUCUUUUGCAUCAU
Messenger RNA from Impatiens glandulifera, 1187 nucleotides. RefSeq names its product G patch domain-containing protein 8. The transcript is spliced from 9 exons. The coding region runs from base 177 to 1109 and encodes 310 amino acids. Lineage: Eukaryota; Viridiplantae; Streptophyta; Magnoliopsida; Ericales; Balsaminaceae. Gene Ontology annotation, molecular function: nucleic acid binding. The record is from RefSeq and is a predicted model, not a curated record.